This is a messenger RNA of Mus caroli (Ryukyu mouse), 1571 nucleotides long. The record is from RefSeq and is a predicted model, not a curated record. Lineage: Eukaryota; Metazoa; Chordata; Mammalia; Rodentia; Muridae.
CCUCUGCCUCUGCCUCCCGAGUGCUGGGAUUAAAAGCGUGCGCCACCAUAAAAUACAUUUUAUGGAUGUCUCUACUUCUUAGGGUGUUAGUGUUACGUUAGUGUAAAUACAAAGAGUCAAAAGAUGUUUUCCAGAACAUAAAUUAAUGUUGUUUAGAUAUGCAAAGUGUGAUUACAUUACGUGACUGUAUAGCCAUAAAAAGGGGUAGUGAUGCUGGUAUAAUCUCAGAAUUCAGAUCCCUGGGGCAGGUGUAUUCCCUUUCAUUUGAAGCCAGACUACUCUACAUUAAAGUGUCAUUCCACACCAUGGGCGUCAGUGUCCUCUGGCUUUGCAUGAACACUGCACAUGUCUUGAGGUGACUUCUCCUUCACAUUGUAUGCAAGUGUAUCUGUAUUUUCUUAUGUUGAUUGCUAUAUUGUCAGAGAGCUAAAUGCUAGCAGGAUCUGGAUAUUGUCAUUUUUAUGUUCCAUCACCAGCCUUACUUUUGUAAAUACUUGUCUUCCCAAGCCUGCUCAGAUACUUGAAGGUCAGGUCAUUCUCUAUGCCUAGAGGCAAUCUAAAGAUGAACUUCUCUGCCUAGAGACAAUCCACAGAAGUUCUGGUGAUGUCUCACACCUGGGAGAUUGUAAGAAAAACGUGACAUCCAAUCCCUGGGACACGAAUUGGAGGGUGGAACUCCUCAGCAGAGAGGGAUGCAGGCAGGGGAAAGUGGGUGGAAGAGAUGUCAUAGGGGACAAAGAAGAGGACAGAUAGGUGGGGACAGGAGCAGAGAGGUAAAGAGCUAGCCACAUGGUAGGUCAUAGGCUUGAAUAGUCUUGUCUUUAGCAAUGAGGACUUCUGUCAGUUUGUGGAGACCAACCCCUUUUUCAUGGGCCUGAAUUGUUUGGGUAUUUUUAUAAAGUCCCUUUGGCCCACAGUUCCGUUGGAUGUAACCCAGGGCCUGUACGUAAAGGUUCUUUUCUGUACAAGACAGGAUCAUCUGGAACUCCAGCUGCUUCACCACUCAGAAUUCAUUAGAAUCACAUUAAUAUACUUAGAAGAUAGCACUUCCCAUUCCCCUGGCUGGCAGCGCCGAGGCCACACGAUUUCUGGAGUUACUGUAAAAGACUUUAACCAGCAGGAGUUCGUCAGAGCUCUGGCAGCCUUCCUCAAAAAGUCCAGGAAGCUGAAAGUCCCCGAAUGGGUGGACACAGUCAAGCUGGCCAAACAUAAAGAGCUUGCCCCAUAUGAUAUGAACUGGUUCUACACACAAGCUGCUUCCACAGCACGGCACCUGUACCUCCGAGGUGGUGCGGGGGUUGGUUCCAUAACCAAGAUCUAUGGAGGACGGCAGAGAAACGGUGUCAGACCCAGCCACUUCAGCAGAGGCUCUAAGAGUGUGACCCGCCGGGUCCUCCAAGCCCUGGAGGGGCUGAAAAUGGUGGAAAAGGACCAAGAUGGGGGCCGCAAGCUAACACCUCAGGGACAGAGAGAUCUGGACAGGAUCUCUGGACAGGUGGCAGCUGCCAACCAAGAAGCAUUAGAACAAAGGAUGCUGGGUUAAUAAAUUGCCUCAUUCAUAAAAAAAAAAA